UUUCAUUCAUUCAAUUUAGGUCACUCCUGUCAUCAAACGAUAGAGAAACCAUAAGCGAUUGAACCCCACUUAUUCAAAAACAGUUUGCAUUCUUUGCUCGAUUUUCACUUACGGUUCACUUUCUCCUGGAACAUUUGUGACAAAAGAGCAGAGACCAUUGUCAAGGAAAAGGAACGAAAUGGUUCGCGAGAUCACUGAACAAAAUGAAAGGAAUACACACGUUGGUUAACAGCAAUUUCGUCCAGGUAAUAAACGACAAGGGGACGGGUUUAUAAGCUUGCAGAGAAGGUAGGGAGAGUCGAAGUGAAUGGCUUUCUCAUCGUGGAUCUUCAGUAUUCCUGGUUCCAGUCGGACCGAUGGAUGGUCUCCUCUUGUACGCUAUUUGUUAUAACAGCUCAAUUUAUCAAGUUGGUGUUCAAUAUAAUUAAGAAACUUGUGACGAGAGACGAAAAAUUUAGUGCUUGAAUUAUUGAAAUAUUGUUACAUUGUACAAUUAAUCAUGAAUCUGGCAACGAUCUUGUUGGCCCUCGUAGGAUUAGUCAAUGGUCAAUUAAACUUCGAGGGUAAUCCAUUGACGGAAAACACCGAGUACACGGCCGUGGAAUCACGACUCUUCGAAAAAACUGCAAGGCAAAAAAUGGCAGAGAACAUGACGGAUAUUUUGACAGAAUCUUCUCAAAACUUUCAUCUUUCGUCAUUGAUCCCAAAUGUUAGUAAUUCGAGCCAAUCCGCAAAUCCGAUAAAAAUCGAUGAUCAUACAAUCAUUCAAAGAGAUUUAUAUAAUUCGUCGUAUCCAUCGAAACAAGAGAAGAUCGUUCAAACGGGUCGACAUUUGUCUACAAAUACCUACAAUCAAGGAAUCACCUCCAAGGCUCAAGUAGCGUUGAACACUUUUCUAAACUCCAAGACGCCAGAAGAAUCACGGCUGUCUUUAGAUCAUUAUUUACAAAGCAAAGAAAAUCUCAAGAACGUCGAACCAAUGAAUGUACAACAAUUAGCGCAACAAUCAGUAAUGCAGGUUAAUCAGCAACCCAUACCCUCCUCGGUGAAUCAACAUUUGACUGCACAACUUAUGCAACAAAGACAGACGUUGCAAGCUUUUCCAGUUAAUCAGCCAACCUACAAUUCGCCUGUGAACCCGAUAGAUAUUCAUUCGAGUGUAUCAAAUCCAGUAUCUAUACCUUUAAUGCAACAACAGCACGCGCCUGGAAUUCAAGCGAGGAACGAUGUCUUUUAUCCUGGAUGGUAUCAACGUGUGAGAAGAGUGCAUGGAAAACCGUUUCCUUACGCACAAUCUAGAAUUGGAUCUGGGAUAUAUGUCGGUCCUGUUCCUCCAGCAGUACCGUUCAAGCAGAAAGGCUCACCUGUUGAAGUGAUCUACACGAAGCCACCAGGAUUUCAUCGUGGUCCACCAAUUAUCGGCAACCCUUCUAUCCCAUAUGAAGACGCUAGCGCUUGGUUCCCCGAAGUUGAUCAUCCACCGUCAAAUAAAGAUAUAUAUUAUUCUCAACUAUACGCCCAAUCGUACGACCCUUAUUAUUACAAUUACAUCGCUAAAACGGGAAAGAUAAAACCUCAUUUGUAUGGAAAAUUGGGUAAGUAUCACGAAGAGGAAGACGAUGGUAUUUGGUCCGAAUUGUACCAAGGAUUCAAGAAACACGGUUUAAAAAACAUUAUGACACCAACGUUCCUCUUGGGAAUGACUCUUCCCGUGGUCACUCUAAUGCUCACUGCGCUCGUGCAGAAGAGGUCUUUCGCUAGGUCGGAUUCGAGCAAAUUCUCGACACGAGAGGACACGAUCCAGGAUUAUCUGGAACAAGUUCAAAGAGCUGUAGAAUGUUAUGAAAAAAAGAGAAGGAAGAGGGACACGAAUGUAGAUGAGUGUUAGAGUUAUAAUUACCUUUAAUUCCGUUAAUUUAUUAAACAUGAAUGGAUGAUCAAAGAAAUGGAGAGGACGUCUUGUAUAUAUAUUAUGUAAUGUA
This is a messenger RNA of Apis dorsata (giant honeybee), 1982 nucleotides long. RefSeq lists its product as uncharacterized. Bases 500 to 1888 code for a protein of 462 amino acids. The transcript has 3 exons. The record is from RefSeq and is a predicted model, not a curated record. NCBI's taxonomy places the organism in Eukaryota, Metazoa, Arthropoda, Insecta, Hymenoptera, Apidae.